Molecule: messenger RNA, 468 nt
Organism: Opisthorchis viverrini
Lineage: Eukaryota; Metazoa; Platyhelminthes; Trematoda; Opisthorchiida; Opisthorchiidae
Exons: 1
Coding region: 1-468 (155 amino acids)
Source: RefSeq, a predicted model, not a curated record
AUGAAGGAAGAUUCCGCCAGUGAAGGUAAUGUGGGUGAAGAUGAAUUAUAUAGAAGCAUUGGGUCAGAAGCGGAGAUGGAUUAUACCAGCAAUGAGGAGAUACUAGUGAGAGAUUCGCGGGAAAAGAGCAAACUCACCUAUCUAAAACAGCUUGGAAGAGAGAACAGAAGAGGACUUGGCUCAGAGUGGGAUGAGGCACUGUGUUGUUCUUCUCAAGGGGGUAGAGGCUACAGUGACAGAGGUCGUGGUUGCUCAUAUCGCGUAGGUCACGGUAGCGAAAGAGCAAUUCACCUAUCUAAAACAGCUUGGAAGAGGGAACAGAAGAGAACUUGGCUCAUAGUUGGACGAGGCACUGAGUUGUUCUUCUCAGGGGGUAGAGGCUACAGUGACAGAGGUCGUGGUUGCUCAUAUCGCGUAGGUCACGGUAGCGAUUUGGGGCGACACAGUGGAGGCCAAGCUCUGAAGUGA